Neltuma alba is the source of this 1817-nucleotide messenger RNA. RefSeq names its product CBL-interacting serine/threonine-protein kinase 4-like. The record is from RefSeq and is a predicted model, not a curated record. Gene Ontology annotation, biological process: signal transduction; protein phosphorylation. The transcript has a single exon. The annotation marks the transcript as partial. Lineage: Eukaryota; Viridiplantae; Streptophyta; Magnoliopsida; Fabales; Fabaceae. Gene Ontology annotation, molecular function: protein serine/threonine kinase activity; ATP binding.
CACUCUGUGGGUUGCUCCUUCAUUUUCGCCCUCUUUUCCCUCGUCAACCCACUCAGCCAUGGAACCAGGCGCUCCUCCGCCGCCUAUGCCGCCGCCACUCCCGUCACCCCUCCGGCAUCACCCUCUCCCUCAUCCUCUGCCGUCACCAUCCUCGGAAAGUACCAGUUGAUCCGUCUCCUAGGCCGCGGCAGCUUCGCCAAGGUUUACCAGGCUCGAUCCUUAAUCGACGGCUCCAUCGUCGCCGUGAAAAUCAUUGACAAGUCGAAAACUAAUGCCUCCAUGGAGCCUCGGAUUGUUCGUGAGGUCGAUGCAAUGCGACGGCUUCACGACCACCCUCAUAUUCUUAAAAUCCAAGAGGUUUUGGCUACGAAGACGAAGAUCUACCUGAUUGUGGAGUUCGCUGCCGGCGGGGAGUUAUUCUCCAAGAUCUCGCGUAAAGGCCGGAUGACGGAGGCGGUGGCUCGGCGGUACUUCCAGCAAUUGGUUUCCGCCCUAUGUUUCUGCCACAAAAACGGCGUCGCACACCGUGAUCUGAAGCCUCAGAAUCUUCUCUUGGACCACGAGGGGAAUCUGAAGGUCUCCGAUUUCGGACUCUCCGCCUUACCUGAACAGCUUAAAAACGGGUUGCUCCACACGGCUUGUGGCACGCCGGCUUAUACCGCGCCGGAGAUCCUCCGCCGGCGCGAAUACGAAGGCUCGAAAGCCGACGCGUGGUCGUGCGGGCUUAUACUCUACGUACUGCUCGCCGGCUACCUCCCGUUCUCCGACGCCAACAUCCCUGAGAUGUGCAAGAAGAUCAGCCGGCGAGAUUACCAGUUCCCGGAGUGGAUGUCCAAGCCGGCGCGUUUCGUGAUUAACCGACUACUCGAUCCGAACCCGAAGAAUCGGAUGAGUCUAGAAUCUCUCUAUCAAAACUCUUGGUUCAAGAAAUCGCUCAGGCCCCAACCCGACGAGAGCUUAUUCGAGUCGGGUCCCACCGCGAAAUCGUAUCAAAAGCUCGAGAGGAUGGGUUCGGGCGUGAACGCCUUCGACAUAAUCUCCAUGUCAUCAGGUCUGGACCUGACGGGGUUGUUCGAAACGACGUCGGACAACAGGAGAGAAAAGAGAUUCACAUCGAAUGCUUCAAUGAAAGCAGUGGAAGAGAAAGUGAAGGAAGUGGGAGGAAUUUUAGGGUUCAAAGUCGAGAUUAGUAAGAACGGAGCUAUUGGCUUAGGGAAAGGAAAGGUGGUUCUUGUUGUGGAGGUGUUUGAGAUAGUUCGUGAGCUGUUGAUGGUGACAGUGAAAGUGAUGAAUGGUGGGUUUGAGUUUGAUGAGGUCCACUGGGGAGACUGGAAAUCUGGGCUUCAGGAUGUUGUCCUUUCAUGGCACAAUGAAUCGCUGUGAAUAUUACAUAUAUAUAUGCUACUUGGCUAGAUAAUUAAGCUUCAACUUCUCAGUCUGAUGAAGGAAGGAAGCUAGGAUCUGAUGCGAGCCUGUGAAUUUUCUUCUCAAAUGAAGGAUCUUCUGCAACAACAAAGGCUUAAAAGAAGAUGAAGGAAGAAGGGAAAAAAAUCCAGAUGAUGAAGAAAUUGGAAUUGCAGGCUGAUGGCGAUGAAGAAGAAGGUUGUUUCGAGAUAGAGACGUGUUUUUCAUUUGAUUUUGUUUUAGGCAUUAUAUAAUCUUUUUCCGUAGAAACAAAUAACUAAUCUUAAAAAAGUAUGAAAAUAGGAGUAUUAAUUGUGCUGGGGUUUUAAGUUCAGAUCUUUUGGUUUUGAAUGAUUUUAUUGGUUGUGUUUGUACAUGAGAAUGACAGUGCAGAAAUUUCAGUGCUUCUUCCA